AUGAGAUAAAAAGUAGUCUUUGAAUAGCCUUGUCCGAAACUAGUGAAUGAGUAAUAAUAUGCUAUACGAGUAGUAUUCCUAUGUUCGAAAGCGAUAGCAAAAAUUAUUGGAGGAAAAUAAGGAAUGUGUGUCUUUCAGUUCGAUUAUUUUAAAUGCCCCUCAUCAAGUCCAUUUCAUCACCUGUAAAUAAUUAAAACAACAUAAAAGGAUGAAGUGACUUUCAAUGCCAAUUAAACCAAAUUCCGAUCCUGCUCCUAUAUAGAUUAUAUCAACAAGGAGUAGCACAUUGCAAAACAACGAGCCCAUGAUGAUUUAAGCGAUGCUUUGAAGGCAAUCAAGAGAGAGAGAGAACUCUUCUAUUAUGUCGAGAAAGGCAGUUCAAUUGAUCUAAUUGAAAAAAUCAUAAUGAAUGAUCCAAAAAGGUAUUAUAUAAUUAUAUAAUAAUAUUAAAGAUACCUCUAUGAACCAACUAGUCCUCUGAGACUUGUGAACAAAAAGAAUUCGUGUGGAUUCACUCCGUUAUACAUAGCAGCAAAGAACGGAUUCGAAUAUGUUUGUAAAAUAUUAAUUUAAUAUGGUGCCGAUUAAAAUAUUUCAGUAUAAGUAAUUGACAAUUCGAAUUAUAUUUAGGUUAAUUAAAUUGAUGAUUAUCCAUUGGUUGCCGCAUUGCGAUGGAGACAUUUUGAAGUAAUUGAACUUCUAUUGGCCAAUAAUCCCAAUGAGAAAGUUAGAAUUUUGUGUUAAUAAUCAAUUGACAAGAGUCUCAGACAGAAAUAUUCCAAAUAUUUUUGA
Messenger RNA from Paramecium octaurelia, 792 nucleotides. NCBI's taxonomy places the organism in Eukaryota, Ciliophora, Oligohymenophorea, Peniculida, Parameciidae. The record is from the annotation of a GenBank genome assembly.